AUGACUCGCGCAACCAUUUCAACUGCGAAAAGUCAUCGACGGCGCUUUCGCGAUUUCAUUCUCUGCCGUUCUGCUUCUGAAUCAAACUCUCCGAAUCCGAUAUCAUCUAAUCAAUCAGUAGUACGGUCAAAUCCUGAUCCUAACCAAGACUUUUUCAAUAAGGUUUGGGAACGCCUUUCAGCACAGGAGCGAGUCACAAUCGAACAGUUAAAAAUCACAGACGAUAUUGAUUCUAUUCUUGUUGCAACAUUGAGUACAGCCCAAGAAAAGAAAAGGCUUUGCGAAGAAAAAAGAUGGACGUUUCAACUCGGACAGCGCACUUUGGUGUUACGAGACGAAGCUGAGAAGGUGGUAAGAGGCCUUCGAAAAUUCAAGGAAGUUGGAGAUAUUAUUGUGAAUGUGGAUCCCCUCCAUGCUGGAUUGCCAUGGGCUGCCAUUCGGCUACUACUCGAGAUAACAAUUGCCGAUGGCAGUCAAAUGGCUGUACUUCUAGCGGGUCUAGAGAUAGCGCUUUCUAUAAUGAACAGAUUGAGGGCAUAUAUGAAAUAUUUGGAAGACUUGCCAGCAACCAAGGAACGAGAAAACUUCCAGGCAUCAUUGGUAGAGCUGUAUGUAGUUGCGUUACAGUUCCUUGUCCGAGCAAUCCAGAUAUAUCAGGAAAAUACUUCAAAAAGGAUUUGGAAAGCUUUCUGGCAGCCUAGUGAAGUGCUGGAUUUCGAGAAUCGAUGCGAUAGAAUUGCUACAAGGGUGGAGAUUGAAGCCAGCAAUUGCGACCGGACUCUCAAUGCCCUCAAUCGACAACACACAAAUCAAAAACUACAAAAUCUUCGCAAGGUUCUCAAAGAAUUGGAAGAACUGCGAUAUAUCAAAGAAUCAGUUAGUGAAAUCUUAGAACAGAUAAAUUUGGAAAAACUACCAAUCGCUAAAAAUGCUACUUUCGAUUCACAUCAAGACGAGCAUGAUGCAAGAUGCCUCCAGGGUACCCGAGUUGAGCUACUGGAACAGAUUUCAGAAUGGGCCGAAGAUCCUAACGGCAAAUGCAUAUUCUGGCUCAAUGGAAUCGCUGGUACGGGCAAGUCUACCAUCUCUCGUACAGUUGCUCAAUCUUUCGAGGAAAAGAAUCUAUUGGGAGCAAGCUUUUUCUUCAAACGAGGCGAAGGUGAUCGUGGAACGGCAAGCAAGUUUUUCACAACUAUUGCUCAUCAACUAGUGGUUAAGCAGCCACAAAUGGUGCAGUCUGUUAAGAAAGCGAUUGAUCUCGAUCCAAACAUUUCCAGCAAAAGCUUAGCAAAGCAAUUUGAGCAAUUGAUUUCCAAGCCACUUUCCGAGUUGAAUUCUUCACCACAGACAUUAGUUCUGGUGAUCGAUGCGCUAGACGAAUGUGAGCGGGAAGAAGAUAUCAAAACAAUAUUACAUCUUUUGACAAAGAUCAAUCAAUUAAAAUCUGUAUGUUCACGAAUUUUUGUGACUAGCAGACCAGAAACUCCAAUCCGUCUUGGCUUCCAAAAAAUGUCAAAGGAAAUACAUCAGGAUCUUGUAUUGCAUAAGAUUUCAAAAACGACUAUCGGGGACGAUAUGAGCAUUUAUUUAAGACACGAAUUUGAGAAGAUAAAGGCCAACAACGUUAGAGACUUAAUUCACAAUUGGCCAGGAGAAGGAAGCAUUCAAGCUCUAGUUCAGAUGGCUAUUCCUUUGUUUAUUUUUGCAGCUACAAUAUGCCGUUUCAUCGCAGAUCAAAAUUGGGACCCAAAGGACCGCUUGAAAAUCAUUCUUCAAUAUCAAACGGCUUCAAACAUAUCGCAACUUGGUAAAACAUAUCUACCAAUUCUAAAUCAGCAGCUUAUCAAUCAAGAUGCGGAGGAAAAGAGAAGACUUAUCCAAGAAUUUAGAGAGGUAGUUCGAGCGAUUAUAAUCCUUGCUGAUCCACUUUCAAUUGUCUCACUUGCGCGUCUACUUGAUGUCGAUCAGAAUUAUGUAGAGCGCCGUCUUCGAUCUCUGCACUCAGUUCUCGAUGUUCCUUCUAGCGAAGAUGCUCCAGUAAGGCUCUUUCAUCUUUCGUUCCGGGAUUUUCUUCUUGAUCAUUCAGAAGAUGACGAAAACAAAUUCAGAAUGAAUGAGAAGGAAUUGCAUGGAAGAAUAGCCAGCAAGUGCCUUCAACUCAUGUCCAGACCCGAGUGCCUUAAACAAGACCUAUGCAGCCUAGGUGAACCUGGGAUAUUACAAAUUGAGGUUGAUAAGAAUACUAUAAAUGAAACUCUGCCGCUACAUGUUCAAUAUGCUUGUCGUUACUGGGUAUAUCAUAUUCAAGGGAGUAAUGAUGUGCUUCUGGACAAUUGCCAAGUUUACAGGUUUCUUCGAGAGCACUUUUUACAUUGGGUUGAAGCUAUGAGUUUGAUGGGAAAUAUUUCAGAAUGUAUUACUGCAAUAAAAAGUUUAGAAUCUUGUAUCUCGGUUGAGAAAGCUCCUGAACUUUUCGCUUUUACCCACGACGCCAAACGCUUCGUCCUUUACAACCGAAUAGGAAUUGAACAAGCUCCUCUUCAAAUCUAUUGUUCAGCCCUUGUCUUUGCCCCUGAGGAGAGCAUCAUUCGAAAAACAUUUCAAGAAUGUAUCCCCAAUUGGAUUUAUACAAUAUCAAGAACACGAUCAAAUUGGAGUGCCGCUCUUCAAACACUCGAGGGCCAUUCGGAUUCGGUUUAUUCGGUUGCCUUUUCGCCGGAUGGUAAAGUGGUAGCUUCUGGCUCUAAUGAUAAAACGAUUCGGCUCUGGGAUGUAGCAACAGGCGACUCGCUUCAAACACUCGAGGGCCAUUCGGAUUCGGUUUGGUCGGUUGCCUUUUCGCCGGAUGGUAAAGUGAUAGCUUCCGGCUCCGAUGAUAAAACGAUUCGGCUCUGGGAUGUAGCAACAGGCGACUCGCUUCAAACACUCGAGGGCCAUUCGGAUUGGGUUAGGUCGGUUGCCUUUUCGCCGGAUGGUAAAGUGAUAGCUUCCGGCUCCGAUGAUAAAACGAUUCGGCUCUGGGAUGUAGCAACAGGCGACUCGCUUCAAACACUCGAGGGCCAUUCGGAUUGGGUUAGGUCGGUUGCCUUUUCGCCGGAUGGUAAAGUGGUAGCUUCCGGCUCCGAUGAUAAAACGAUUCGGCUCUGGGAUGUAGCAACAGGCGACUCGCUUCAAACACUCGAAGGUCAUUCAGGCCUAGAGGCAUCUUCAGCCUUUGAACGCUACUCUAUAUCAAACCAUUGGAUAGUUGAAAUAGUAGAUGGAGAAAUGCGAAAUACGAUUUGGCUACCUCCAGACUAUCGACCAUCUAGUACAUCUUGUUAUAAGGGAAUUCUAGCUCUAGGAGUUCCUUCCGGUCGUAUUUUCAUCUUGAAGCUUGAGUAUGAAAGUUUUACAUCCUCUAGAUCAAAACAAGCUUUAGUCUAG
Molecule: messenger RNA, 3426 nt
Organism: Botrytis porri
Lineage: Eukaryota; Fungi; Ascomycota; Leotiomycetes; Helotiales; Sclerotiniaceae
Exons: 3
Coding region: 1-3426 (1141 amino acids)
Biological process (GO): negative regulation of transcription by RNA polymerase II
Cellular component (GO): nucleus; transcription repressor complex
Molecular function (GO): protein binding
Source: RefSeq, a predicted model, not a curated record